Galleria mellonella (greater wax moth) is the source of this 6016-nucleotide messenger RNA. Its product is annotated as LON peptidase N-terminal domain and RING finger protein 2. The transcript is spliced from 13 exons. Bases 494 to 2221 code for a protein of 575 amino acids. NCBI's taxonomy places the organism in Eukaryota, Metazoa, Arthropoda, Insecta, Lepidoptera, Pyralidae. The record is from RefSeq and is a predicted model, not a curated record.
AAUAUAUUGAUUUACUUGAAAUAUAUUUUACAAUUAUAAUGUUAGUACCUACACUUAUUUGUCAAUAAGUUUGUGUAAUUCAAUUCACCAUAAACGCAAGUAUGUCUGCGUUUACAUAACUAUCUACCUAACUACAUUCAAUUUGUCAAUAGAUAAAAAAUAUAUUUUAGCAAUAUAUUGUUUGUCCUUAAUGGUUAUCGCGCUCGUGUGUGAGGUCACGUUUUAGAUAACAUAAAUCCAUUGUUUAUAUAAGGCGUUCAUUUAUAAAAUAGGCAUCAGUGUUAUUAAUUUAGUCAAAAAUUAUAUUUGACAAAUACUGUAGAUUAAUUUUAAUUGUAAAAUUAUUUUUUUUAAUAAUUCCCCAGUAUCUUAAAGUCUGUCUAAGUUAAGUACUGUCUAAGUACAGGCGAAGUUUGCUUCCACGUCAGUAGCGAGCUCACUAGUUUUCUCAGAAGUGUCAGAUUGGGCGUUACCACAGCAAUCGACGUCAGCUAUGAAGCCGUCGCGUCCAAAACCCAAGCCCCAAACCUCUUCAAAUUUAGUUUCACAUCAGUCCAGAAGAAAUUCUAAUCGCAACCGUUUAUGUUUUCUAUAUCCCUAUCCCAUUUCUCUAAAUUCCGUAGUAAACACGAGCGUCAAACGAAUGGCUGAUAAAAUAUUAAGAUUUGCCGCUAUGCAUUUAACCAUCGACGAGUAUAGUUUGCGAUGCCCUGACUGCUUACUUUUACCCUCAAAUCCAGUAUCCGGAAAAUGUGGACACACUCGAUGCUAUAAAUGUGUUCGAAAUAACCAACUGGAAUUGGAAUGGGAUGGAACAGUAAAGAGAUGUCCAUGCGGAAAUGUUGAAUUUGAUGUAUCCCAAGUCAACGUCUUGGCUAAAGAUAUACUAGAAAAGUUAUUACAAACUGAAAAGAAAAUUAGAGCCUACAUCAAACAAACGUUUGAAUCGCAGUCUCUGAAGGACAGUUCAGAUAUGCUAAAUAUCAGUGAAUAUUAUGGAGUGAGUGUAGAACAUUUAGAGGAACACCGUUUGGCAGAUACAUCAUCUAGAAUCCCCAUUUCGCCUCAAAUUCGCUAUAAUUACUCUUUUGAGUUAGUGGAGUCAACCAGAUACCUAGAAGCCUCCUGUGAAUUGGCGAAAGUGGCGGUUAGCACCAACAAUGUAUUAUCACGUAAAGCCCGUAAAGUCCUCGAACAGCUAUUGUCCUAUAUGACUAGAGGAAAAUUUUGUGACACCACUAAAAAUGUAAUAUGUGGAUUACUUAGUAGCCAGGCUACUAAAUCUUGGCUCAAGCCAUCGGACCUUGAGUGCGUGCUAUGCUUCGAGACAUUUACCAAACCUAUUACUACCCCGUGUGGGCAUACUUAUUGUCAAACAUGUAUUGAACGGUCGGUGGAUUAUAAUCUGCCGUGUCCAUUAUGUAAAAGAUCGUUGCGAGGUUUUAAUCUGCGAUCGAUGUGUUCUAUCAAUAUGAUAGACACCGUUUUAACAUCGAUUGGUGCUGUUAAACCGGAUAUAGUGCCAGAUCCCAAUGUGAUACCACUGUGUGUUUGCACCGUAGCAUUCCCUGGAGUAUCGUGCUCCCUAUUUAUUUUCAACCGGCGCCACUGGCUUAUGGUUCGACGUAUAAUAGAAACGGAACCUCGCUACUUCGGCAUGAUCCCAACAGAGAUGCAGCCCAACUCUUGUUAUGGCACUAUCUUAGAAGUGCGAGAUUGUUUGCUUUUAGAAGAUGGAUCUUAUAUUUUGUCAACUAUCGGUGUCUCUCGCUUUAAGAUGAUUGAAAAAAAUGUUUGCGACGGAUAUGAUACAGCCAGAAUAGAAGUCAUUAGCGACAUUGUGACCGAAAUGUCUUUGCUGCCAGAAUUGAAUGUUCUAGCGGAGGAAAUCUCGACCAAGUUUACCACGUGGCUUACGUCUAUGCCCCGUAAUCUUGUCACAGAAAUACUUAGCUCUUAUGGUACUAUAACUACAGUCGAUUCAGAUGUGGAUACGUGGAGCGCUACUGACGGACCCACUUGGCAUUGGUGGAUCAUUACCAUUUUGCCUCUCAGCCACGAAGUCAAGGUUUUAAUGCUGUCUUCGACUUCAUUACACAAACGCUUAAUAGCGAUUUCUCGAACAUUGUCGACGAUACUUCAGUCACUAGAAGCAACAACGGAGGCUGACAAGCGAACUCAUCAGGACCUCAUUGUCUCCUGGUUAGAAAGAAAUUUGUGAUAAUCCGUCCGUAACUAAUCGCAAAAGUCAUUUAUUAACAUAUAGAUUCUAUCGACAACUUUUUUACACGAGCACUUAACAACGAUUUCACGCACAUUCCGCGCAGUUUCUAACAUCAACGACGGAAUUUAAUAAGCAAAAAAAUCAGGACCUCAUCGUCUCGAGGAAAUUGGUAAUGUACCGUCCAUAGCUAACCGUAAAUAGAUGACUAGUAUUUAAUAUUUAGCUCAGCGCCUUAAAUAAAGGUUGUAGAUAUAAUGCAAUUUUGUGUACUAUGUACUGGAGGCAUACGAGAAAUAUGUCAAGAACUCAUAAGCUCUGAACACGAUUGAGGAUUUACUAUUGCACGAGACUACAGAAAUGAAAAUUUGGAUUAUCGUACAAAAGGUGAUGAUGGCUGACCAAUUUGUGUAUCGACUCUUCUCUCUAAUAGGCAGUUGCCUAAUAGUAGUUAUUGUGUUUUCACAUUAAUAAUAAUCUGCCUUUUUAUAAAUGCUCUACAAAUCUCUUGCGUAAGUUCGACUGUAUAUGUAUAAAUAAUGGCAGGGUCCUUUGUGAUUAUUAAGUAGUUUUGUUAGAUCGGUGUCUUUGGUGGUGUAGAGAACGCACCGCCACAUCGUUUUAUUGGUUGCGGAUUCGAUUUCCGCAGCAAUAUAAAUAUGUCUAUGUAAUUAAAAAAAUUACAUAUAUAAAGUAUUUAAAUAUUUUUUGUUUUACUUCAUAUUUUUGUUUUUUUUUUACUUUUUUCUUGUUUGACUUUUUUGAUAAAAAAAUAUAUUUACUCUUUUACGGUUGUUCGAUCACGUAAGUAAAAAUUACCUCGGUAACUUAGGUGGAUUUUUAUAUUUUACGUGUCUGUUAGAUAUAUUUUUUCAGUUUAUUAUUAUUACUAAGGUAUUGUUAACUAUUAAAACAUUGUGCAUUAUUGCCACAAUCGUGCCACUAUAUAAUUGUUAUCAAUUACAAAGUGAAGUUUGUCAUUAUUAAUUCAUAAUAAUCUACUAAAAUUAUAUCUAAUGAACCAUUAUUGUAGACACCAGAGAAAUAUGCUGUUUCCUAUUAAAAAAAAUUGAUUUUAAAUAAAUUAUUACAAUUCCGGAUUCAUAGAUGCAGGCGUUUGUGUACCACCCUGGAGUGGCAUGACAGUUUACUGUAUACAAAACUUUGUAAUUGAUAGGAAAUACUUAGUGAUUAUACAAUAAUUAAGUAGUUAGGUAAUCAUAUACGUUAUAACGGUAUUCGUGCCAAAGGCUAUCUACGCAUAUAGUAGAUUAAGAUCCAGCAUAAGAAGUAAAACAUGUCCAUUGUUGAAUGUUUAUAAAUGACAAAACUAUUAUAACGUGAUUGUUAAAUUCUUAUACUGGAUCUUGUAAAACAUAGAUUUAUAUGAUCAAAUCUUGUGAUUUUAAAAUUAUUAGCCUAAGAUCCUGUCAAUAAAUUCUGCAAAUAUAACACUUUUUUAUAAAAUUUGGUUUAAAUGAAAGAUAAGUUGAAAUAGAAUAUAGCCUACUGUUAGUUAGCCGCAACGUAGCGUUCCCAGGUGUUACAAUGGCAAUGCUACGUUACUACCCUUGCUUGUGGCCAUUGUUUUAAACGUAACCGUGUAUAGAAAAGAGUUAAUUUCCGUUUGGUGUAAAUUUUAGAAAAAUAGCAUGAAAAGUUUGUUAAUCUUAACAAAAUAUUACCCAUUUUCAACUGGUAAGUCUAGGUUGCAGCUAACUGAGGGCAGGUAAUCCGAGCAUAUUGUAGGUGGUUAUUAUAUUUUUACUCAUUUUUCAUUUACAUACAGUUACAUUAAAAAGUUUUAUAACUGCAGAAGUCAGUGGCAAGGUUGGUCUUGGGCUAUAAAGCACAGUAUUAAGGGUCCAUUAUAGAAUUCAAAAUUUGUUGCUUUUAUAGCAACAAAUUUUAACUUAAAUAUUACAAAAGUAUUUUAUUUUGUGGUAAUAUUCUUUUCUUUUUUGUAAAUUUAUAAAAAAAAUAUUAAAAAAGGAAACAAAAAUAAUUUAAUAGUUAUAAAUAUAAGUAUAUUACUUAUGUGAAGAAAACUUUUUGUUUUAAUUUAAGAUUUUUAAAACAAAAUUACAUGUUUUUUGUAACAGAUAGUUUAAUAACCAUUAUAGGAAAAGAACGGCCAUGGAGCUAUUGUUAUUUAAAUAUUUUGAUAUAAUAAAAAAAUCGUUUAUUAAAACAUCAUUAAAGUAAUCGCUCCUAUUAUAACAUGUAGUUUUGUUAAAAAUCGAUGAAUUAGUAUUAUUCUAUUUUUUGAUAAGAAGUUUCAAAGAGUAAUAAAGUUGCCAUACCUCCUAGCGUGUUGCAUAAGUAUUUGAUAUUAUUCAAUACGGACUAAUAAGCGUGAGCAUUUACAUGUAUAUAACAGAACAGUAACAAACAUUACAAUGAAUUUAUUAGGAUGUAAUUAGGAUGUAACAUUACACAAGCAUCUUUGCAAUCCUAAAUAAAAAUUUCAUUGUGUUCUGUUUUUAAAAUUAUGGAAGGUAAAUCUUAAAUCCUGAAAUUUACACUUACUUUUUUACGUAACUAAAUCAUAUUUUGUUGGAUAUUAACAAUAUUAAAGGUUCCGGCCAUCAAGGCCGGAAAAAAUAUUAAGAAACAUUCCACUAGUACCUGAGACCUGACAUUAUUGUGUAUUAUUAGAAUUAUGUAUCCGUAAUAAAAAAAAAUAUUAAAUUGUUUCAUUUUGACUGGAUUCGAAGUCUGGAAUAUACAGGUUAAUAUCUAAAGACUGUUUAUUUUUUAAUUAAAAUUGCAUUUAAUAUUUACCUUCACAGAAAUUGUUAUCAUCAUGUUGCUCAUUUUAUUUGAUUUUCGAGUGUUACUAUUAGAUAUUAAGUAUUAGUUAAUAGUUUUUUGGAACGUUGCAUUUUGUAAGUUGUUGUACAAUAGUUCAUUAUAGGGAACAACUUUAACUUUAUUUAUCUAUGAUACGCACACAUAAAUGUGAACGUAUGUAAAUGUUAACUCAAAAAAUUUACGGCGUUUUCUGCCUUAAAGAGUAAUCGAGUAUUUACCUUAUAAGAAGCAAUCUAUCGAUCUCAGAAAUGUAGAUUUAUUAUUUAUAAAUAAAGUAGUAAAAGUAAUUUUCUCGUAAAAAGUAUAUUUUAUAUAGUUUAUUCAAUCUUUACCUAAAUCAUUCCAUUUAGGGAAAUUAUGAUCUCGUUAAUCUCAAACCAUACAUUGUAAGUUAUUUGUAAUAUGUAACAGGUUCAACAAAGCUGAUAAGUUCGCUGUGAUCGAAUAUUGAGUGUAGAUAUGUGAUGAUACUCAUAUUCUAUAUAGGAUUAAAUCACUUUGUUAAUGAUUAACGAUUAUAAUUAGUUUGUAAAAAGACCUAAGCAGAUUUAUUAUAUAAAGAGGCUUCUAUUUUUUUCUUAUUUAGUUACUAUAAAACAUGUACUGUUUAUUAAAAAUCAGUCAAUUAAAUUAGAGUUUGCAUUGUGUACAUUCUUUAUAUUGCUAUAAAAUGAACAUUGUACUAAAUAUAUAAAACGUUUAUACCAAGAUAGUAGGUAUGUUCUAUAUAUGGAUCUCAUGUUUUCUUCUCUCCAAUAGUUGAUUAAAAGAGAGUCGUAUUUUUUUUUCUACAAAUUAUUAAAUUCACGAUUGUGAUUAUGUAAUCGCCGCUUUAAAUGAUCUGUGAAUACAACAUGUGUGAUAAUAGUAAAUGCAAACAACAUAGUUUGUAUGUAUCACUUGUAUCUUUACAGUAUUUUUUUUUUUUGUUAAUCUUAAAACACUGUUUGUAAGUUUCUUUAAAUAAAGUUUCAUGUUGAA